Messenger RNA from Hydra vulgaris (swiftwater hydra), 1295 nucleotides. NCBI's taxonomy places the organism in Eukaryota, Metazoa, Cnidaria, Hydrozoa, Anthoathecata, Hydridae. The record is from RefSeq and is a predicted model, not a curated record.
GUGUUCUUCGGAUUAUUUUUGAAAAUCGAAGCUAACUAAAUUCUAAUUUUGAAAAUCGAAGCAAACUAAAUUCUAAAAAAAAAGUUAAACUGCAAAUAAAGUCGAAAAACGCCCGUGGAAUUUCCGAGAUGUAGUCAAGACAGUAAAGAUCAAGACUAAGACCCAAGACUUUAGGCUUCAGGACCAAUACCAAGACCAAGAAAUUCUAGAAUGCCAGAUUGCUCGCGCAAUGUUGAUGUCUCUCGAUUGAGUCACGACGAAUGCAGUCACAUAAUUAAUGUAAUUGGAAAAGAUAUUAAAAUUAGAAAAACAGAAGCUGAACGAAUUAGCGAAUUGAACAAAAACUUAGAAGAUUUCCGACGUUCAAUACUUUUAGCCAACAUAAAUCGAAAAAAGCGUUUUCCGUAUGACGAUUUUUGUUUAUGCGGUAAGCAUAUGUUUACAUUUUGUUGCUUUAUAACUGGGGAAGAGUGUGCAUCAUGCGAAAAUUAUUGCUGCAGUAAAUGCAGGGAAACGAUAGUUUAUAAAGGAGAAGAUGGAAUAGAAGAAUUUUAUAUUUGUUAUUUAUGCUGCAAGAAGAGAGAGGUUAAACAAAAGAGUGUGUGUUGGUUUUAUGAAACUACUGAAAAAAGAUUUAAAAGGUUUGGUAGCUCAAAAGUACUUCGUGCUAUUUAUAAAGAAAAUAAUAUAAUUGAUCCAAGAGUUAUUACUUUAUUGGCUUUGUGUAGAGAAAUUCAACCUGCAAAGCGCAUGUCAUUUCGAGAAAUGAGGCGCAAAGUUAGCUCAUCAAACUUUAUCACUGAUAAUAACUACCUUCCAUCUAUAUCAGAUCAAAUUGAGUAUCGAAAAGGAGAUCAGCAGCUUAAAAUGCAACCUACUUUGAGUUUAAAAUCAACAGAGUCGCUAACAAAUACUAAUUAUGGAACUGAAACUAGAAAGAAUAAUAUUUUACAUGUACCAGAUGAUUCCGCACCUGUUAUCCAUUUUACUUUGUACUCGCCAGUUUGUCCUUCUUAAACUUUAAAGUAGAUUUGGUGAAAGAUGUAUGACAAAAGACGAUAUAGCAGAUUUUAUUUAUUUUAAAUAUAGAAAAAGGAAACUCGAGAUUACAGAUUUUCCAAAUUUCUACUUAUUCUUUUGGUUUCUAUCUUUAUAGCUUUAACGUAUUUGGCUCCUUUUUAUUUAUUUCCGAUUUAAAAUGUAGUAAAUAUUUAUAUUUGCAUUUUAGCAAGUGAAAAAUUGUAAUUUAAAAAUAUGGUGCGCUAUUAUCUUAAAUCAAAUGUUAAUAUUUUUAA